Molecule: messenger RNA, 2463 nt
Organism: Bacillus rossius redtenbacheri
Lineage: Eukaryota; Metazoa; Arthropoda; Insecta; Phasmatodea; Bacillidae
Exons: 2
Coding region: 34-390 (118 amino acids)
Source: RefSeq, a predicted model, not a curated record
UAGGCGCGUCUCGGGGCCCCGCGCAUAAAAACGAUGCCCCUCGACGAGCGUCGAAUCACAGUCGGUCGCAAGCCCGACACGUUCAGCACCCGGCCACCGACAGCUAGAAAAAUGGUUCGACCGGCCGCCGCACUGCUGCUGCUCCCGUUGGCGCUGGCGUCGCUGCUGGGCCGGGCCGCGGGCGAGGUGUCGAUGCUAAAGCAGCGCAACAUCUGCUUCCCGCCCUGCUUGGACGACGAGGUGUGCGCGAGCAAGAUGAUGUCGCCGCCCCGCUGCUACCUGGAGCUGUCCGACAUGGUGUGCAAGCUGUUGUGCUACGGGAACGAAUGCGUGCACAUGGGGACGCCUUGCAAGAAGCCGCCCUGCCCGUCCAUCGGCUGCCUCGUGUGACAGCGCCUUCCGACGGCUUCCGACGAGACACUGGCGGGACGUCGUCCCUGGGUGAGGGGGGGGGGGAGAUCAGGUGGCCCGCAGUCUCCAUUCAGCUGUCACCGUCACCAUCACCACCGUCACCAUCAUCACCGUCACCAUCACCAGGCACGUCCAUGCCGCUCCAUCUCCGUACCGCUCUCCUCAGCUCCCUUCCACGUGGUUCUCUUUCCACUUCACCACUGCCUUCAAAAUACUGCUUUGCACCAGUGCACCGAGAUACCAGUGUUCCUAGACUGUUUUUCUUCUUAGUUUUAAUUAAACGUAAUUACGUCAUCAAUGAUCAGUUGUAUAAUAACCGGCAAAAAAAUUAAAAUCCACGGAUCUUGUAAUAUUAACUAACACAUAACUAGGGACCGGAAAAAUUCGCUGGUUCAAUGACCUGCAGGAUGAACUCCAUAGUUCUACGUACACUCGGUAAAAUGCCACCCACUCAUUGGCUGCUGUCUUGUGAGACGUUCCAGCGUAGCAGCCUGUGAUUCGAUAAAGCUUUGGUUGGGUGUUUCUGAUUGGCCCAGAGUCAUCCAGGUGAGUAGUGAACCAAUAUCAGAGGCAGCACUGAGAUAUAACGAUUUGUAUUUUAGCCUAUCGCGAAAUGAAUUCGCGAAUUUUUCCGGUCUCUACACAUAACUAGAGACCUGCAAAAUUCGCGGAUUCAUUCGGCUAUAGGCUAGAAUUCAAACACAUAUACCUCUUAGAUAAUUUUGCUAUUGGCUUACUGUUCAUCUGGACGAAUCUCAACCAGUUAUAAACCCUCAACCAAAGAAGGAUCGAAUCACAGACAAACCAGCUGAGACGACUUACAAGUCGGCAGCCAAUGAACUUGCGUUAUUUGCCCGAGUGUACAGGGGUAUGUGCAGUCUAUCCUGCAGGCCAUCGAAAACGCGAAUUUUGCACGUCUCUACACAUUAAAAAGUUCGCGUAAUAUGACGCUACCUUUUUAAAUUACACUUCAUUGAAUUUUCUUUGUUUUUGGUACUAUACUUUUUUGUACUCAAUUUUGGGGGAAUACUAGAGGAACUGACUAUGAUUUUUUUCUUUCCAUAGAAACCAUUGCGCUCUUAAACGGAGCCAUCCCAUUUGCGAUAUACUUUUUCCCGAACUGGACGUAACAAUCGUUCGAACAGUUAACGCAGCUGAAAGAUAUCAUAUCUUGCCUUUAUAUAACUUAAAACUUGCUUUGUGUUCUCAAAUGUAGCUAGACACAAUAAUUACGUGUAAAUAAAUAUCACUUAUGUAUCAUAUAGGACAGUCUGAAUUUGAAAGUGAUUGACUGUAUUUUAUUAUUAAGUCAUGUUAAUUGAAGAUGUGUAGCUGAUAUAAAUAAUAUUAGAAGAGAACAACCACUCACUAUCACAGAUAGUAUAUUAUCACAUGAAAGUUUUACUUCUCCUUACCAAGUAUUCUAAAAUUUUCCUUAAAAAUAGUUUUUGCAAAUACUUAUUAAUGCAAAAUAGUAGGCUAAGUAUAAUUUUCCUUCUAUGUGUAACCCAUUUAAAAUCAAAGUAAUAUUUGUAAAUAGGUUUUAUACAGUAGGCUACAAAAAAUUAUAUUCCCAUUAAGGCGAGAAAACAUACCUAUCUCAAUGUUAAAAUUCAAAAACAAAACCUGGUAUUGGCGUUAGGUCUCCUAGUAUAAAUAGAAAUAUUCAUAUAACAAUUUUAAAUAAUAUUAAUAUAUUUAUCCAUAUGAAAAGAAAUGCUUUGUAAACAAAUUACGAAAUUAUUUUGAGCGCAAUAUUAAAUAUUUUAAUACACAAUUAAUAAUAUUAAUAAUGUUCAACACUAUUCAUUAUGGCCAGAAACAAAAUACAUCAUUUUUCUUAUGUACGAUGUUAUCUUUAAGGCAGUGUGUCUUAAGUGCAAAAAAUUCAUUUGUCCAUAGUAAACUGCUAAAUUGUAAUUUGUAACAUUUUGUACACAAUGCAACUAAUAAUACAUCGUCAACAUUUUGAAAAAUGUUUAAAACACAAAACAAGUGUGUUACAAAUAUGAAUGAACUCUUUGGUGCUAAAAUAAAUACUUUAAAAACCUA